GGACGGUGGGUGUCCCCAAACCGCCCCACUGGGCAUCCCGGCUGCCCUCCGAUCCCCAAAGGGAGCAGCAGCCACUGUCCCAAAAGCUCCUGCAGGACACGGAGUGCAGAGCCCAGCACGCGGGGUGUGGGGACACCGAUGGCCUCCGCAGCUGGAGGGGCUGCCUGCUGUGCCUGCUGUGCCCAGCGGGGCGGUAGGGCUGCAGGGGGACGCGGUGCCAUGGGGAUGCGAUGUGACGGCGCUGGGGACGAGGCGGGCGGCAGCAGGGCGGCAGCGGGGCAGCAAGCACCCAUCCCACAGGGUGGUUUCUCUCUUCUUCCUGUUUUCUUGGGGCCUCCUUUCCUUCUGGAUGGGUUUGGGGCUGUGGGGGCCAUCUCAUACACAGCCCUGGCCCUCACCCCACUGCCCCGACCUUCCCUGUCCCCGCUCGUCCCCAUCCCUCUCACCCUGUGGGGUCCCGCACCGCUCACCCCUCUCCCCUCUCCUUGCAGGUGUGGAGCUGCGCAAAUGAGAAGCGGGUGCCGAGAUGUUCCUCAAUAAGUGUGAGGGGGAGCUGGGCGAGCUGCGGAAGCCGGGGGACGGCGAGGAGACGCCUCCAGCUGCUGCCGAGGAGGAGCAGCCCAAGAAGAAGCACCGGCGGAACCGCACCACCUUCACCACCUACCAGCUGCACGAGCUGGAGAGAGCCUUCGAGAAGUCCCACUACCCCGACGUGUACAGCCGAGAGGAGCUGGCCAUGAAGGUCAACCUGCCCGAGGUCCGCGUGCAGGUCUGGUUCCAGAACCGCCGAGCCAAGUGGAGGCGGCAGGAGAAGAUGGAGGCCAGCUCCAUGAAGCUCCACGACACCCCCAUGCUGUCCUUCAACCGGCCGCCCAUGACGGCCAACGUGGGGCCCAUGAGCAACUCCCUCCCGCUCGACCCGUGGCUGACGUCGCCCAUCUCCAGUGCCACCCCUGUGCACAGCAUCCCCGGCUUCAUGGGAGCCCCCCAGGCCCUGCAGCCCCCCUACGGAGGGCACUCCUUCCUCAACACCCCCCCGGCCAUGGCUCAGGGCAUGCAGCCCAUGGCCCCCGCGCCCUACCAGUGCGGCACCCCCUUUGUGGACAAGUACCCGCUGGAGGACGUCGACCAGAGGAGCUCCAGCAUCGCCUCGCUCCGCAUGAAAGCCAAGGAGCACAUUCAGACCAUCGACAAGACCUGGCAGCCCAUUUGAUGAACGCUCCCCACUGCUCCCAACCCGACGGGGCGCUCGGCAGGACCGGAGCAGGGAGGUGACCCCCCCCGAUGCAGCAGCAUGGACAGUGGCUGGGGGCACCCAGCAGCCGCCCCGGUGCGGCCCGCAGGACCUGGGG
This is a messenger RNA of Tympanuchus pallidicinctus (lesser prairie-chicken), 1352 nucleotides long. RefSeq names its product retina and anterior neural fold homeobox 2 (gene RAX2). The coding region runs from base 527 to 1213 and encodes 228 amino acids. Gene Ontology annotation, biological process: positive regulation of transcription by RNA polymerase II. The record is from RefSeq and is a predicted model, not a curated record. The transcript has 3 exons. Lineage: Eukaryota; Metazoa; Chordata; Aves; Galliformes; Phasianidae. Gene Ontology annotation, molecular function: RNA polymerase II cis-regulatory region sequence-specific DNA binding; DNA-binding transcription factor activity, RNA polymerase II-specific.